AUGGCGCAGUCGGCUGUGAGCACCGUGCUCGGGAGCGUGGGCAGUCUUGCAGUCCAGGAGACCACAUUCUUGUGUGCAGUCAACCUUGAAGUGGGGUUGUUGAAAGAUGAACUGAUGAGGCUGAAGGCCUACCUCAAAGAUGUUGAUAGCAAGUGGAGAUCAGGAAAUGCAAGGGUUGCAGUCUUGGUGAGCCAGAUCAGGGAUGCGGCUUAUGAAGCUCAGAACAUCAUUGAAGCUGCAGAUCACAUGGCGAAGAGAAACAGGCUCAAGAAGGGAUUCAUGGGUGCUAUUUCAAGGUAUGCUCGCCUACCGACUGACUUGGUCGCCCUUCGCAAAAUCGGUGUUGAAAUUCAGCAUGUAAGAAGGAAGCUCAAUGAGAUUUUUGCAAGUGCGGAAAAACUGAAUAUUAAUUUGGAUAAUAAUGUUCUAGUUGAGGAUGAGUCUCCACAAGAUGAUGGUCCUAUACAUCAAAACUCUGAAGAUGAUGUUGUCAUGGUUGGUUUUGAGGAUGAGCACGAAGAAAUAGUGGACAAGUUAGUUGACAAUGAUUACCUGCUUAGUGUUGUGUCUAUAGUUGCCAUGGGCGGGGCAGGAAAAACAACACUUGCUAGAAAAGUCUACACUUCAUCUAGAGUUAAGGAGCACUUUGACACACUUGCUUGGGUGACUGUAUCUCAAAAGUUCAAGGGUGUUGAUUUACUAAAGGAUAUUAUGAAACAAAUCACAGGGCACAAGGACGAGUCUGUUGACCAAAUGAAAGAGUAUGAGGUGGGAAAGAAGAUCAAUGAAUUUCUAUCACAAAAAAGGUACCUAGUAGUUCUUGAUGACGUUUGGGAAACAGAUACAUGGGAGAAAUUAAACAGAACGAUUAAAGUCUUUCCAGAUGAAACUAAUGGUAGUAGAGUGCUGUUAACCACACGAAAGGAAGAUGUCGCAAAUCAUGUUCAGAUGCCAACCCAUGUUCAUCAUUUGAAGAAGUUGGAUGAAGAGAAAAGUUGGGAUCUUUUUAGCAGCAAAGCUUUACCACCAUACAAAAGGUAUGCCAUACGUGAUGUGGACGAGUUUGAAAAGCUUGGGAGAAAGCUUGCAAAGAAAUGUGAUGGAUUGCCACUUGCACUUGGAGUUUUGGGAGGUUAUCUGUCUAAAAAUCUAAAUGCACAAAUAUGGUCUGAUAUACUCUCUGAUUGGCCAGCAACCAAGGAUGGACAAAUGAUGAGUGUCAUACUGGCACGCAGUUACAAGGACCUACCGAAUCAUCAUUUGAGAUCUUGUUUACUUUAUUUUGCUGCUUUUCCUGAGGAUUAUGAAAUACAUGUGCCGCAUCUUAUUGAGUUGUGGAUAGCAGAAAGUUUCAUUCCAGAUACACCAAACCAUACACUAGAAGAAACAGCACGGAGCUAUGUAAUCGAGUUGGCUCAGAGAAGCUUGGUCCAAGUUGUUGACAGAAGUACGGCACAUGGAUGGAUAGAGAGAAUAAGGAUUCACGAUAUCUUACAUGACUGGUGCAUAGAAGAAGCAAGACAUGAUGGUUUUCUUGAUGCUAUCAAUAAAACUGCAGGCCAAGCUGGUGCAUCAUCAUCAUCAUCUGAUAACUUGAUAUAUUAUCGUUUUAGUUUUCAAACUUUGAGUGAUGAGAUUUUACCUGCAACGUCUAAUAUCCGAAGUCUGCUUGGCUUUAAACUUAAAUCAGUGUCCCUUCCUAAGCUGAUAUUCCUGAGAGUUCUUUGCAUUGAAGAUUCAACACUAAAAGAUUUCUCCAGUGUAAUUGGUGGGUGCAUUCACAUAAGAUUGCUUAGGUUGGCAAAUUGUGGACUUGUGGCGUUCCCUUCUUCAAUUGGCAAACUCCUUUACUUACAGACUAUAGAUCUCAGAAGCACAUUUUUGUCAUCGGUAGUACCAGACUCCCUCUGGGAUAUCCCUACUCUAAGGCAUGUUUACCUUUCAUGUCAGAGAAAAUUUUCUCCACCACCACCUGCAAGGAGUGUGCAACUGCAGCUGAAAGAGAUACAGAGCUUUGCGUUUCAUCUUGGUCAUGCUGGCACUGAUUUCCGCUGUCAUGACAUGAUGAUUUUCUUGGGCCAGAUGAAUCAACUAACAAACUUCGCCUUGUGGAUGUACCCCAAUAUACCAGCGGAGGUGCUCAACAUAUUUGCAAACAUGGCUCACCUGGUUGAUAUUAGUCUCGUCAAAUUUGAUGUGCUCGAUAGGCUGCCUGCGGAGUUCCCACAAAGCGUACGUCGUCUAGUUCUAUAUGCUGAAGUCAUAAAACAAGACCCGAUGCCGAUCCUGGAGAAACUCCCCUGUCUUGUGGUGUUGCAUUUGGGUGGGUACAAAGGCCAGACCAUGUGCUGCUCUUCCCAAGGGUUCUCUCGGCUGCAAGAGUUAAAACUUGAUCGUUUUUCCACCGAGGUGUGGAGGAUGGAGGAAGGGACAAUGCCAAAGCUCUUUCACCUGGAACUUUGGCGGUGGGAGAAGAUGAGAAAGCUCCCCAAAGUGUUACUGCACCUUCCAUCCCUCGGUCACCUGGAGCUGAUUUAUAUGCCCCGGAUUUCUGAAGAUGACAUCACACGAAAGGAGCUGUGGCAGAAAGGAUGCGAGGUUGCCAAGGUCGCCGGCCGCCUCUCCCCCGAGCUCGACGAGCUAAAAGGCUGGCCUACGCCUCCGCUCCCUCGGCAACACCACCGCCGGCCGUCUGCGACUCCCCCAAACUCUAAGCCUAGCACCGCACGGGAGGGUGGGCAAUGCCUCCUCCCCCGGCAGCGGAGAUGGCGCUAA
Messenger RNA from Triticum turgidum subsp. durum (durum wheat), 2775 nucleotides. Lineage: Eukaryota; Viridiplantae; Streptophyta; Magnoliopsida; Poales; Poaceae. The record is from the annotation of a GenBank genome assembly.